AUGGCCACACAGUCCCUAGAUCUCGUGUACGAGCUUCAGGUGGAGCUGGGCUGGUCACCACACUUUGCUGCGACUGCUCACUCAGAGUACAUGCGGUGGCUACGUCUCCGUACACAGUCGGGAGAUUUUGAAUACUGCAAGUUUCCUCCGAGCAGGGCCGUCGGUACCGUAUGGGGCCUUCAUCGCCAAUGGACUCAUGAUUACGAAAAGACCUGUUCGUCCCUCGGUGGCUUCGUUCAUCACUUCCCCCCGGCUAUGCGUAUGAACAUUGCCCGAGAGGAGGCGUACGCAGCGACUCUGCACACUUACAAGGCUUUGUUCGGGGAAGAUCCUCCGUCCUCUCACUGGGGCCCUGCGAUUUGCACCUACAAACCGCUCGCUUCGAAUGGAGUCACUAACAUGCUCCUUGCCUCCAAGGAUCCUCCUCGCGCGCUUCCGUCCUUGCGCCGCUCACCGACCAAACGCGACGCAUCCAACCACAGUGCCCCUAUUACACCCACGAAGGGCAAACGCGCUACUACCGAAGCGCGCCGCGCGACUUCGGCCAAGACCACUGGCAUUGGAAAUACUACGGAUCGGUCUCGCCCCUCCGUCGAAGGUGCAAGGGCCCAGCGCCGCAGCCCGAAAACCACUAAAGAUUCUAAGAAGAAUGACCCCAGUUCGAGUGAAGCCAUUAUGGAAGAUGCCGAUCAGGCUCCGCGGUCACCAGGAAGGCCCCGAAAGAGAUUCUCUGGUCCCUCUCCGCUAUACAUACUCAAACCUCUACGGCCGGGUGAGAAGCGGAAGCGAGGACGCCCAAGUUUUGCCGAUUAUGUCCUCGCAUCAAGCCUUAGUCUGUCGCAAGCAAGCGGAGAAACAAAGAAGAGAGACCCUAAGUCUCCGACAGAGAAAGGAACUGCCUCCAAAUUGACGGGUGCAACUCAGUCACUUCGACGAAGGAAAGCUACGUCCUCUCCUGGCAAAACAGCCAGUCCUUCUCCUGCUAUUGCGAAGAAAGAGAGGACACAUAAGCCUUUCCGUCGCGUGGCCCGAUGGUCCGAAGCGUCAAGGAUCGGCGAUUUCAACAAAACUGCGUCCACCAAUCCCACUUCUGUUGUACAAACAUCGUCCGGAGAUCAAUCCAACAACGGACAACCGAAGAAAGGCGCACCGGGUCCAUUAAAGAGACCUCGUGGAAGGCCUCGCAAGGAUGGGUCCUGGCCAGUUCCCCGAGUCCGCAAGCCAGAGGCCGCAACCAAGCCGGCUGCCGCAGUUCCUCAGAAGUCGACCAUAAAGGCUGACGCUGACGGUAAAGUGCAAGGAACGCAGGAAAAUGAAGGGAAACGUGUAACGCCUGUGCCAUCAGACAGUCCUGCAGCAGCAGCAAAUGAGAGGUCAGGUAAAGUGGCAUCCGGACAAGCACGUGAGGCUCCAUCCGCUCUUCCGACGACGUCAAAUGGUUCAUCGGCGUUUGUAAACCCACCUGACCCAUCAGCUGAGAAUGACGGCGCAACGAAUAACGUUGCCGAUGAUGCCGCUGCGUCGAGAAACACCAAUACUACUUCAAUGCCGGAGCCAUUGGAGGUUCCAGCGCAGCAGAAGCAGGUUUCACCUGCUGAAGACGGCCUUGUCCAGGAGUCCGUGGACAACGCAGUCCCAUCGAAAGUAGUGGACGGCAGAGAUAUUCAUAUGCAUGACCUAACGGACAAAGACGUUGCAAAAUCGGCAGCAGUGCAUGACCAACUAUCGCAGGGAGGCGUAUUUGAACAGAUCAUGGAUGGAUCGGAUCUCGUCGACAAGGAUAGGCAAGGUGAGAUGUCCAAUUCCUUAUCUGGCAGGGAUGUUGCUCGAAUGAGCCCAGAUGUCGCCUUUCCACAAUCGGAGAACAUGCGAGAUUCGGCUGAGAUUGACAUCCCUCUGACUGUUCCGCCUCGCCCUGAGGCAGUACCGAACCUUCAAGGUGCUGGAAGUGAUAUCAUGUCCUCUUCCCAGAGCGGCGAAAAGCUCAUGCAGCAAGCAGCCGCUUUUGGGAUCACUCCGCUGAAUAUAGUCCCGUCGGUCUCAGGUCCUUUGGACUCGAACAUGCUGUCGAUGGGAGUAGCCGGUGUUCCAGGGCGGUUGGACGGAGAUGCAGUCAAGGAUGUGGAUAUAACUCUGGACGAGGGGGACGCAAAGAAACCUUUUAAGAGGCCUCGUGGUCGACCGCGGAAGGACGGAUCAUGGCCUGUCGCACGUGCCAAAACCAUGAACGAGGAGGCGGUGGAGAGAGUGAAAGAUAUUGGUGAUGCUUCCCUGACUUUUCCGGAGGGUCCAUCCGGGACUGUGUAAGACGCCCCGCUGUGUCGUCCAGAAUGUCAUGCACAAUUCUUUUGUUGUAGUAUUUCUGUCUCCUGGGACAGACUCCCCCUAAACGAAAUUGUCUUGCGCCAUGAUUGUUGCUAUUUGGCAAAUGCCGAGGCCAAGACCCUCCCUUCUCAGAGCCGAAAAAGAGUCAUGGGAAUGCUCGGAACGCUUUCCCACUUGAUUUAUCGUACACCCCCGGCCCUUGGAUGGAGGAGGAGAGUUAUGUACAGUACAGUAAUUAAAAACAUUGCCUCUGACAGGCAAGGCG
Messenger RNA from Chondrus crispus (carragheen), 2590 nucleotides. RefSeq lists its product as hypothetical. Gene Ontology annotation, molecular function: DNA binding. NCBI's taxonomy places the organism in Eukaryota, Rhodophyta, Florideophyceae, Gigartinales, Gigartinaceae. The record is from RefSeq and is a predicted model, not a curated record. Bases 1 to 2307 code for a protein of 768 amino acids. The transcript is spliced from 2 exons.